Messenger RNA from Trichomycterus rosablanca, 924 nucleotides. RefSeq names its product galanin receptor 2b. The record is from RefSeq and is a predicted model, not a curated record. The coding region runs from base 1 to 924 and encodes 307 amino acids. Gene Ontology annotation, molecular function: neuropeptide receptor activity. The transcript has a single exon. Lineage: Eukaryota; Metazoa; Chordata; Actinopteri; Siluriformes; Trichomycteridae. Gene Ontology annotation, biological process: G protein-coupled receptor signaling pathway. Gene Ontology annotation, cellular component: plasma membrane.
AUGCAGGUCUACAACAACCGCUAUGGUGUGAUUUUUGCCUGUACCUGUGGCGUGAUCCUGGGUGUGGGCUUCGGGGCCAACCUUUUGGUCUUCUCCCUGUUCGCCAAACACAACACCUUACGUAAGAAUCGUCUAGACAUGCUGCUCCUUAGCAUGACUUUUGCUGACUUCCUUACGCUACUUCUCAUCCCCUUCACCCUGCACUCAGCUGCCAGCUUCACCUGGCCAUUGGGAGACACGUCCUGUAAGAUUUACCAGUUUAUGCUGGCAUUUUCGCUUUCUGCAAGUACCUACUCGCUGUGUGCUGUCUCAAUGGCCCGAGCUAUGAUUAUCACCAAUCCUUACCAGCCACCAACCACAGACCUGGUUUUUCUAAUGCUUGUCCUGGCCUGGGCUCUGAGCUUCUUCAUCAGUUUGCCCUUGCGCAUUUUUGCUACUAAGGUGCGAAUCAGCCCAGGGCUUGCCAACUUUACAUUCUGCCUGCCUACUACCCAAGAGCACCACUAUCAGGUCAUACUAAGCCAGUUUGUGCUCUGCUACUUCAUUCCAAUGCUGGUUAUUGCAGUAAGCUAUGUGCGCUUGGCUUGUUUUCUUCAUAAGAGCCCAGUGAUGUCAUUGACCAGUGCUCGAAACACACGGCGUGCCUCUGUAAUGGUGUUUCUAGCAGCAGGGACAUUCUCUGUGUGCUGGCUGCCAGGAUAUGUCUUUGAACUGUGUGUGUAUUUGGGUCUCUAUAAGCAUGGCCAGGCCUGGGAGAUGUUCUACUUCACCUGCACUGUGCUGCAAUAUCUGCACCCUUGUGUUAAUCCUUUGCUGUAUGUUCUACUGGCCAAACGUUACCGGGGCAUGCAGGGAGUCUGGCUAUUUCCCUGCAACCGCAACAAGGUGCACCCCCAAGUCACCAGUGUGACAGAAAGCUAUUAA